Apis laboriosa (Himalayan honeybee) is the source of this 1330-nucleotide messenger RNA. RefSeq lists its product as uncharacterized. Gene Ontology annotation, biological process: sensory perception of smell; detection of chemical stimulus involved in sensory perception of smell. NCBI's taxonomy places the organism in Eukaryota, Metazoa, Arthropoda, Insecta, Hymenoptera, Apidae. The transcript has 5 exons. The record is from RefSeq and is a predicted model, not a curated record. Gene Ontology annotation, molecular function: olfactory receptor activity; odorant binding. Bases 5 to 1330 code for a protein of 441 amino acids. Gene Ontology annotation, cellular component: plasma membrane.
AUCGAUGCGCAUCCUUUGCGCAAGCGUUGGAGAACAUAGUUCGACAAACCAAUUCUCGAUUCAGUUGUCUCCGCGACUUUGUCAAGGAAAUCAGGGAGAGAACGUGAUGACAAACGACAUUAAUGUGGCUAAACAGAAAUUUGAUAAUCUCAGCGAAUACAGUAUAAAACUGAGUAGAUGGUAUUUAAAACCAUUAGGCGCAUGGCCUGCCUCAUCUUCUACCACAAAGAUGGAGAGAAUCAUAUCGCAAAUUUUGAUUGUAAUUUGUUGGUGCAUAAUAUUAUUUACGAUAAUACCUGGUAUACUUUACAUACUUUUUGUAAAACAAGAUAUCUAUGUAAAAUUGAAAAUAUUCGGUCCUUUGUCUCAUUGGUGUGUCGAUGGGUUCAAUUAUGCCAUAUUAUUGCUACGUAAAAAUGACAUACUUCAUUGCAUAGAACAUUUACGAGCCGAUUGGAAAUUGAUAACAAGAACGCAAGAUCAACAAGUGAUGCUGAGGAAUGCAAAAAUCGGCCGUUAUAUUGCAGCUUUCUGCGCAAUUUUUAUGCAAAUUGUCAUUUUCUUUACGUGUUUCAUAUUCGGAAUAUUCAAACGAUCCAUACAUGUUGAUAAUAAAACCGUGGAAUUAUACAGCUUACCUUGUCCUGCUUAUAAGAUUCCAUUUGAUACCGAUCCAAGGAUUCAUGAUAUCAUGCUUGGUACUCAGUUUCUAUCAGCAUUUGUCGUGAGUUCAAGUGCCAGCGCCUCUUUCACUCUUGCAACCAUCUUUACAUGCCAUGUUCUUGGUCAGUUGAACAUAAUGAUGACAUGGGUUAACGAAUUCGUGGAUCGCCUGCAAAAAGAGAAUAAGGAUAAUCAUAUCAACAAAAUAGGUGUAAUCGUCGAACAUCAUCUGAGAAUCCUGAGUCUCGUAGCACGUAUCGAACGUAUAAUGUGUCCAAUAUACUUCGUGGAAUUGUUGAAAUGUAUGAUGGGUAUGUGCAUGCCUAGUUAUUACUUUCUUGCGGAAUGGUCUGAACGCAAUAUUCAAAAUUUGACUAUGUAUGUUAUGGUAGCUUUAUCUAUGUCUUUCAAUAUUUUAUUGGUAUGUUGUAUCGGUGAAAUAUUAAAAGAACAGUGCAAAAAGGUCGGAGACAUGGUUUAUAUGACGAAUUGGUAUCAGUUACCUGACAAAGAUAUACUUAAUUUAAUUAUGAUUAUUUCACGAUCUAGUGUGGAAGUUAAAAUAACUGCCGGAAAGAUAAUCACCAUGUCAAUAUAUACAUUCGGUAAUAUAGUAAAAACAGUUUUCGCAUAUUUAAAUAUGCUGCGUCAAACAACAAUGAUGUAA